Messenger RNA from Wasmannia auropunctata (little fire ant), 798 nucleotides. RefSeq lists its product as uncharacterized. The record is from RefSeq and is a predicted model, not a curated record. Bases 1 to 798 code for a protein of 265 amino acids. The transcript is spliced from 4 exons. Lineage: Eukaryota; Metazoa; Arthropoda; Insecta; Hymenoptera; Formicidae.
AUGGGCGUAGCCGCGUUAAUUCGGGAGUUCCAGCGAUUGGGGCUUCGUGCCUCCCCGCAAAAGACACAAAUAAUAUCCUUCGUCGACGCGUGGAACGAACCCGUGCGCGAUAGCGUAGAGGCUGCGGGGAUCCGGGUACCCGUCGGGAAUAGGCUUAAGUAUCUGGGACUGGUUAUAGACCCGGGAUGGACUUUCGACACCCACUUUAGGGAGCUUCUGCCUAGGGUGGAAAAGAUGGCAAUGGCGAUAGUGCGGCUCAUGCCGAAUUUGCGAGGUCCGGGUGAGCGACGAAGGCGAUUGUACGCCGGAGUCAUUCACUCGGCCAUUUUGUAUAGAGCCCCGGUGUGGGCGCCGGCGGUGGCAGCGAAUAAGAGGCUGUGCGGAGACCUUGGACGCCUCCAACGUAGAGUGGCGCUGCGCGUGAUCGCCGCGUAUAGAACGGUGUCGCUCGAGGCCGCCGGGCUCCUCGCCGGGAUUGUCCCGUUCGACAUCCUGGCGGGGAGAUACUGGCGGCUUUACCGGCGGAUGCGAGAGGUAUCCCAGGCAAUUUCAGGACGGAUGUCGAUCGCUCAACAAGAGAGUCUAUCAUCCAACAAUGGUAUUCCAGGCAAUUCCAGGACGGAUGUCGAUCGCUCAACAAGAGAGUCUAUCAUUCAGCAAUGGUAUUUAAGUCAAAACGUCGACAGGAUUACACUGUCGGGCGAAGCUCCCCCCGAAAAUAAAAAAGGAAAAUUGGAAAUCAUCAAAGAUGACCAGAAGGACAAGAGCAUUAAGUCAAUAACAAAAACUGUUUGGUAA